This is a messenger RNA of Lucilia cuprina (Australian sheep blowfly), 884 nucleotides long. Its product is annotated as chymotrypsin-2-like. Gene Ontology annotation, molecular function: serine-type endopeptidase activity. The record is from RefSeq and is a predicted model, not a curated record. NCBI's taxonomy places the organism in Eukaryota, Metazoa, Arthropoda, Insecta, Diptera, Calliphoridae. The transcript has a single exon. Gene Ontology annotation, biological process: proteolysis. The coding region runs from base 21 to 872 and encodes 283 amino acids.
GUACAAAAUUUAAAAAAAAAAUGAUUUUCCAUUGUGCUAAAGUUGGAAGUGUCAUAAAAUUUUAUCAUUUAAGUGUCAUAUUAUUAAUAUCGUUCAAUUAUUGGCCAUCUUCCUAUGGUAAACGUAUUCAUAAAUCUUAUCUAAAUACCGAGGAUGUAGUCAUAAACGGUGGUCGUAUUGUUGGUGGUGAAGUGGCCGAAGUGGGUUUUGCACCCUAUCAAGUGUCAAUACAAUCAAUAUUUGGUUCACAUUUAUGUGGUGGUGUCAUUAUAGAUGAACAAUGGAUUUUGACAGCUGCCCAUUGUGUGGAAGAUUAUCCUUUAGAUGUCUUACGUGUGAUAGCCGGUACCAAUAAUUGGCAUAAACCGGGUGUUGUGCGACAAAUGGUAUUAGCCAUACCCCAUUGUAGGCAUGACAAACCGAUAUUUUAUCAUAAUGAUAUAGCAGCUGCAAGAUUGAAUGAACCUCUACACUUUGACAAUUUAACUAAUAAAAUCGAAUUGUCUCGAGACGUUUUAAAAGCUGGAGACAUACUAACCUUAACCGGCUGGGGUGCUACACGUUUAAAUGGUGAACCUCCUGAGAUGUUACAGAAAAUUUCAUUAAAUUAUGUGCCUCUUACGGAAUGUAAACGUUUGUGGAACGAUGAUGAAGGUGUAGAUGUUGGACAUAUUUGUUCUCUUACACAAGAGGGAGAAGGAGCUUGUAAUGGCGAUUCGGGAGGACCUUUAGUACAUAAGGGAAAACUAGUGGGUCUAGUAAACUGGGGAGCUCCCUGCGCACGUGGAAAGCCAGAUAUGUAUGCUAGCACAGUGUACUAUUAUGAUUUUAUACAACGGGCUUUAAAUCUCUGUCAUAUACAUAGAGACUGAAUUUUAGGGAUA